Molecule: messenger RNA, 1416 nt
Organism: Perognathus longimembris pacificus (Pacific pocket mouse)
Lineage: Eukaryota; Metazoa; Chordata; Mammalia; Rodentia; Heteromyidae
Gene: Chit1
Product: chitinase 1
Exons: 11
Coding region: 4-1398 (464 amino acids)
Biological process (GO): carbohydrate metabolic process; chitin catabolic process
Cellular component (GO): extracellular region
Molecular function (GO): chitinase activity; chitin binding
Source: RefSeq, a predicted model, not a curated record
AUCAUGGUUCGGUCUGUGGCCUGCGCAGGUGUGAUGGCUCUGCUGAUGAUCCAGUGGGGCUCUGCUGCAAAACUGGUCUGCUACUUCACCAACUGGUCCCAGUACCGGGAGGGAGCAGCUCGGUUCAUGCCCAGCAACGUGGCCCCUGACCUGUGUACCCACCUGAUCUACGCCUUUGCUGGCAUAAGCGACCAGCACCAGAUCAGCUCCAUGGAAUGGAAUGACCUAUCUCUCUACCAGGAGUUGAACAGCCUGAAGAAGAUGAAUCCCAAGCUCAAGACUCUGCUAGCCGUCGGGGGCUGGAGUUUGGGUACCCAGAAGUUCACAAACAUGGUGGCCACUGCCCAGAACCGGAAGACCUUCGUGGACUCAGCCAUCCGAUUUCUGCGCACAAAUGGCUUCGAUGGCCUUGACCUUGACUGGGAAUACCCAGGAAGCCGCGGGAGCCCGGCGGUGGACAAGGAGCGAUUCACAGCCCUGGUGCAGGACUUGGCGAACGCCUUCCAGCAGGAGGCCCCCACCUCGGGGAAGGAACGCCUGCUCCUGAGUGCCGCCGUCUCAGGGAACCGAGGCCACAUGGAGGCCGGCUAUGAGGUGGACAGAAUCGCUCAGAGCUUGGAUUUCAUCAACCUCAUGGCCUAUGACUUCCACGGAACCUGGGAGAAGGUCACAGGACACAACAGCCCCCUCUACAAGAGGCAGGGAGAGCAGGGGGUAAAUGCUGAACUGAACGUGGAUGCUGCUGUACAACUGUGGCUGCAGAAGGGAGCCCCUGCCUCCAAGCUGGUCCUUGGCAUGCCUACCUACGGACGGUCCUUCACUCUGGCCUCGUCGGACGCCAGCGUGGGGGCCCCGGCCUCAGGGCCUGGCGUCCCUGGCCCCUUCACUAAGGAAGGAGGGAUACUGGCUUACUAUGAGGUCUGCUCCUGGAAGCCGAGCCAGAGAAUCGAGGACCAGAAGGUGCCCUAUGUAGUCCGGGACAACCAGUGGGUGGGUUUUGACGAUGUGGAGAGCUUCAAGGCCAAGGUUGCCUAUCUGAAGCAGAAGGGCCUGGGCGGGGCCAUGGUCUGGAGCCUGGGCCUGGAUGACUUCUCCGGCUCUUUCUGCAAUCAGGGCCGCUACCCGCUCAUCCAGACGCUUCGGCAGGAGCUGAGUCUUCCAUCCAUGCCUCCAAGUCCCCCAAAGCCCCAAGUGCCUGCUCCUGGCCAGCCCUUGGAACGUGAGCCGGGCACCAGCCCUGGGCACGGCGCCUUCUGCCAGGGCAAAGCGGAUGGUCUCUACCCCAACCCCCGGGAUCCGUCCACCUUCUACAGCUGUGCAGGGGGCCGGCAGUUCCUGCAGAACUGUCCACGAGGCCUGGUGUUCAGCACCUCCUGCAGCUGCUGCACCUGGGCCUGAGUCCCCGCAGCCGCUUCC